UCCAUUCGGAUUUAAAAUCCAUAUUUGACCAUUGAACACUGGCGAGACGACCAACUGGCAACUGGAUCUACAUCUGAAAACCCUCAUUUGUUUUCUCAUCUCCAUUCAACACCAUUUCUCUCUUAACUCCAACAAGGCAACAAGGCAACAAUGCGAUGUCGUCACAGCGUUCGCCCACCUACAACAUAAUCCCAAUCCACGACCUCUUAGCAGACCACCCAUCUCUCCGGUACCCAGAAGUCCGAGCAGCCCAAGCAGCUCUUCGAACAACUGGUGACCUUCGCAAACCCCCUUACCUUCAAUGGGAUCCACACUACGACCUGAUGGAUUGGCUGGGCCUCUUCUUUGGUUUCCAAUCCGACAACAUACGCAACCAACGCGAACACCUCGUACUCCACUUAGCCAAUGCUCAGAUGCGUCUUCAACCCCCUCCCGACAACAUCGACUCCCUCGACCACUCUGUUCUCCGUCGCUUUCGUCGUAAACUCCUCAAAAACUACACCCUCUGGUGUGGCUACCUCGGUCGCAGGUCUAACGUAUGGAUUCUCGACAACCGACGACGAGACGAUGAUCUACGACGAGAGCUGCUUUAUGUCGCCUUGUAUUUGCUUAUUUGGGGUGAGUCUGCUAACUUGAGGUUUGUUCCCGAGUGUUUGUCUUACAUUUUUCAUCAUAUGGCCUUGGAAUUGAAUAAGAUUUUGGAGGAUUAUAUUGAUGAAAAUACUGGCCGCCCUUAUAUACCUCUUAUUACUGGGGAGAAUGCUUUUUUGAAUAGAAUUGUUAAACCCAUUUAUGAUACUAUCAGUAAAGAAGUCGGGAAUAGUGCUAAUGGGACUAACCCUCAUAGUAAAUGGAGAAAUUAUGAUGAUAUUAAUGAGUAUUUUUGGAGUAGGAGGUGUUUUGAUAAGUUGAAGUGGCCUAUUGAUGUGGGGGGUACUUUUUUUGUCGUCCAAGGGAGGAAGAGGCAUGUGGGUAAGACCGGCUUCGUAGAGCAACGCUCCUUUUGGAAUUUAUAUCGGAGUUUCGAUAAGUUGUGGGUUAUGUUGGUGUUAUUCUUGCAAGUGGCGAUUAUAGUUGCUUGGGAGCAGGAGAUUAAUAGGAGAGGGUACCCGUGGAGUUCGUUGAGGCAUAGGGAUGUGCAGGUCAAGUGUUUGACAGUUUUUUUGACGUGGAGUGUGAUGAGGUUUUUGCAGUCGCUUCUUGAUAUUGGGUUGCAGUAUAGUUUGGUUUCCAGGGAGACUUUGAUGGUUGGAGUUAGGAUGAUUUUGAAGUGUGUUACUGCUGCAGUGUGGGCUAUUGUGUUUGGGACUUUUUAUGCUAGGAUAUGGACGCUGAGGAAUCGUAAUGGAGGGUGGUCUGGUGCGGCGGAUAGGCAGGUAGUCAGUUUUCUGCUAGCUGUUGCGGUUUUUAUACUUCCUGAGGUUUUGGCAGUGGUUCUGUUUAUCAUCCCCUGGGUUCGGAAUUUCGUUGAGGAGACAAACUGGAAGAUAUUUUAUAUGUUUACUUGGUGGUUUCAGACGAGGAUUUUCGUGGGACGUGGACUGAGAGAGGGUCUUGCAGAUAAUAUCAAGUACUCUCUGUUCUGGAUUUUAGUGCUUGCUACCAAGUUUGUGUUUAGUUACUUCCUGCAGAUCAGGCCUAUGAUUAGACCAACAAGUAUCUUAAUAAAUCUUAGGCAAGUUCGAUAUGAGUGGUAUGAGUUCUUCAGCGGCAGCAACCGGUUUGCAGUUGGGCUUUUGUGGCUUCCUGUAGUUUUGAUUUACCUGAUGGACUUGCAGAUAUGGUACUCUAUCUACUCGUCCUUUGUUGGUGCAGCAGUGGGGCUGCUUUCUCACCUGGGUGAGAUCCGAAACAUGCAGCAGUUAAGGUUAAGAUUUCAGUUCUUUGCUAGCGCGAUUCAAUUUAAUCUCAUGCCUGAGGAGCAGCUGUUAAAUUCGAGUGGGAUCAAAAGUAAGUUUAAAGAUGCAAUCCAUCGGUUGAAGCUAAGGUAUGGGUUUGGCCGCCUUUACAAAAAACUUGAGUCGAGCCAAGUGGAGGCAAAUAAGUUUGCUUGGGUAUGGAAUGAGGUGAUUAGUAUAUUCAGGGAGGAGGACAUCAUUAGUGACAAAGAAGUUGAGCUGCUGGAGCUGCCUCAGAAUACUUGGAAUGUUAGGGUCAUCCGUUGGCCGUGCAUACUUCUUUGCAAUGAGCUACUUCUGGCACUUGGUCAGGCAAAAGAGCUUGUUGAUGCGCCAGAUAAGUGGCUUUGGUAUAAGAUAUGCAAGAAUGAAUACCGUCGCUGUGCUGUGAUAGAAGCGUAUGACUGUGUAAAACAUCUGCUUCUUGCAAUUAAUAAACAAGGUACUGAAGAACAUUCUAUCCUCAUGGUCAUGUUUCAGGAAAUUGACCAUGCUAUUGACAUUGAAAAGUUCACAAAGACAUAUGAUUUGUCUGUUAUUAGAAAGAUUCAUGACAAAUUGAGUGUUCUUGUGGAAUUGCUGAUUCGGCCUAAUAAGGUUGAUCACGGCAAGGUGGUGAAUGCAUUGCAGGCCCUCUAUGAGACUGUUAUACGAGACUUUUAUAUAGAGAAGAGAAGUAUGGACCGCCUGAGGGAGGACGGUUUGGCUCCACGAUCUGCAUCUGGAAAGAGCCUACUAUUUGAAAAUGCCAUUAAGUUACCCAGUGAAGAUAAUGAGUCCUUCUACAGGCAUCUCAGACGUUUGCAUAUUAUUCUCACUUCCAAGGACUCCAUGCACAAUGUCCCGAGGAAUCUUGAGGCAAGGCGCAGGAUUGCCUUCUUCAGCAAUUCUCUCUUCAUGAAUAUGCCUCAUGCCCCACAGGUGGAGAAAAUGAUGGCCUUUAGUGUUCUGACGCCUUACUAUAAUGAAGAGGUUAUGUACAGUAAGGAACAACUUCAAAAGGAGAAUGAAGAUGGGGUUUCUACGCUAUUUUACUUGCAGACUAUAUGUAAUGAUGAGUGGGAGAAUUUCAUGGAGCGUAUGCGUAGGGAAGGUAUGUCAAAUGAUAAAGAAGUGUGGGACUCUAAGCUCAGAGACCUUAGACUUUGGGCAUCCUACAGAGGUCAGACACUUGCUCGCACUGUUAGGGGGAUGAUGUAUAAUUAUCGUGCCCUUAAGAUGUUGGCUUUCCUUGAUUCAGCAUCUGAGAUGGACAUUAGGGAGGGAGCGCAUGAGCUUGCUACUGUGAGACAGAGCAGUGGUUUGGAUGCUUAUGGAUCUGAAAGGCUGCCAUCUUCAAGAAGUGAUAGGAGUCUGAGUCGAGCCAGUAGCUCCAUCAGUCAAUUGUACAAAGGUCACGAGUAUGGGACUGUGUUAAUGAAAUAUACCUACGUCAUUGCAUGCCAGAUAUACGGUUUGCAGAAGACGGAAAAGAAGCCCCAGGCUGAGGAAAUACUGCAGUUGUUGAAAAACAAUGAAGCCCUUCGAGUUGCUUAUAUUGAUGAAGUUUUCACAGGAAGGGAGGAAAAAGAGUAUUACUCUGUCCUCGUAAAGUAUGAUCAGCUGUUGCAGCAGGAAGUGGAGAUCUAUCGAGUGAAAUUACCUGGACCCAUCAAGCUUGGAGAAGGCAAGCCAGAAAAUCAGAACAGUUCCAUAAUUUUUACUCGUGGGGAUGCCAUUCAGACGAUUGAUAUGAACCAAGAUAAUUAUUUUGAGGAGACUCUUAAGAUGCGGAACCUCUUAGAGGAAUUUAGGCAUAUGCAUGGUGUACGAAAACCUACUAUCUUGGGGGUCCGUGAGCACAUAUUCACUAGUGGUGUUUCUUCCAUUGCUCGGUUCAUGUCAGCCCAGGAAAUGAGCUUUGUUACCUUGGGGCAACGUGUUCUUGCCAAUCCUUUGAAAGUCCGUAUGCAUUAUGGUCAUCCUGACGUAUUUGAUAGGUUUUGGUUCUUGACCCGUGGAGGAGUUAGUAAAGCAUCCAGAGUCAUUAACAUCAGUGAGGAUAUCUUUGCUGGCUUCAAUUGCACACUACGGGGUGGCAAUGUCACACACCAUGAAUACAUUCAGGUGGGCAAGGGAAGGGAUGUUGGCCUGAACCAGAUAUCAAUGUUUGAGGCUAAAGUGGCCAGUGGAAAUGGUGAGCAGGUUCUCAGCAGAGAUGUUUAUCGCCUAGGUCAUCGAUUGGACUUCUUCAGGAUGCUGUCUUUCUUCUACACUACAGUUGGUUUCUAUUUUAACACAAUGAUGGUAGUUUUGACUGUGUAUGCAUUUUUGUAUGGCCGCUUAUACUUGGCGCUAAGUGGGAUUGAGGCUUCUGUUGAGGCAGAUGCUAGCAACAGUAAUGCAGCACUUGCUACAAUAUUGAAUCAGCAGUUCAUCAUCCAGAUGGGUUUGUUCACCGCUCUCCCGAUGAUUGUUGAAAAUUCUCUAGAACUCGGAUUUCUCAACUCCAUAUGGGAUUUCAUUACCAUGCAGCUACAGCUUUCUUCUAUAUUCUUCACAUUCUCAAUGGGUACUCGUACCCACUACUUCGGGCGGACAAUUCUACAUGGAGGUGCUAAAUAUCGCGCUACUGGUCGUGGCUUUGUUGUGCAGCACAAGAGUUUUACAGAAAACUACCGACUAUAUUCUCGCAGCCAUUUUGUGAAAGCAAUUGAGCUGGGCCUGAUACUGACAGUGUAUGCUGGAUUCAGCCCUGCAGCAAAAGGCACUUUUGUGUACAUAGCUCUGACCAUAUCAAGUUGGUUCCUGGUGCUAUCAUGGAUACUAGCUCCGUUUGUGUUCAAUCCCUCAGGUUUCGACUGGUUAAAAACCGUGGAUGACUUUGGUGAUUUCAUGGACUGGAUCUGGUAUAGUGGUGGGGUGUUUGUGAAGUCUGAGCAGAGCUGGGAGGCUUGGUGGAUAGAGGAACAGGAUCAUCUGAGGACAACUGGUUUAUGGGGGAAGCUUCUGGAGGUGAUACUGGAUCUUCGUUUCUUCUUUUUCCAGUUUGGGAUUGUAUAUCAGCUGGGAAUUGCUGCUGGAAGUAGGAGUAUUCUUGUUUACUUGCUGUCAUGGGUCUACAUUUUGGUUGCUAUUGCAAUUUUUGUCCUUGUUUCAUAUGCUCGAGAUAAAUAUUCUGCAAAAGAUCACAUCUACUACCGUCUGAUUCAAUUCCUGGUUAUUGUCUUGAUAAUACUUUUGAUAGUGCUGUUGACGAGGUUCACUGAUAUGGAAUUUGUUGACUUGUUUACAAGUCUCUUAGCCUUUCUUCCAAGUGGUUGGGGUCUGAUUUCUAUUGCCCUCGUUCUUCGAGGAUUCCUGCAGAAGACUGUUCUUUGGAAGGUUGUUAUGGCCAUGGCUCGUCUCUAUGACAUCAUAUUUGGUGUGAUUGUCAUGACUCCUGUUGCUUUUCUCUCUUGGAUGCCUGGUUUCCAGUCGAUGCAGACAAGAAUCUUAUUCAAUGAAGCCUUCAGUAGGGGUUUGCGGAUAUUCCAGAUUUUAACAAGCAAGAAAGCUUAAGAGUUUUCUGACUUGAGGUUUCACAUAGGCGUUGCGUGGGGAGUACUUGAAGGUGGGAGGCUAAGAUUUCUUUAUGUGCAGUAUGAUUGAGUGUCUGUUGUAUUAUAAGUAGUUCAAUUGUCCUGGUUUAUCAUUUGAAAGGUGGACAUCUAUAGUAAAAAAAGUUCACUUGCUUCUUCUCGUUGUUUUUGCUUCACUAGGACACAGUUUAGUUUUGCUUGCACAGUGUAUGUAACUUGAUUACUUGAGCCAUAUCACAUUCUUUUUCACCAUUCUUUUGUUUAGAAACACAGUACUGUAUUUAAGCGUGGAUUAAGUUCCUGUUCUUGCA
Beta vulgaris subsp. vulgaris (sugar beet) is the source of this 5769-nucleotide messenger RNA. RefSeq names its product callose synthase 12. The transcript has 2 exons. Gene Ontology annotation, cellular component: 1,3-beta-D-glucan synthase complex; plasma membrane. Lineage: Eukaryota; Viridiplantae; Streptophyta; Magnoliopsida; Caryophyllales; Amaranthaceae. Gene Ontology annotation, biological process: (1->3)-beta-D-glucan biosynthetic process. The coding region runs from base 156 to 5438 and encodes 1760 amino acids. The record is from RefSeq and is a predicted model, not a curated record. Gene Ontology annotation, molecular function: 1,3-beta-D-glucan synthase activity.